AUGCAUGUAUUAGUUGAUUUAGAUAAUCUUCCAUGGGAUCCCGCUGAUAGGAAAAGGAUUCUUGAAUAUCACCCUAAUCAAAGAGAUGAGAUAAGACGAAAAAAAUGGCUUAGGGGACCUUGUCAAUCACGUGGUCAUAAGUUCCCAAAAAGGGUAAUAGGGAAUCAAGAAAGGGCUUUUAGCCCGAAUUGGUUUAACAAGUAUGGGAAUUGGUUAGAAUAUAGUAUCAAAUUGGAUAAAGUCUUUUGCUUGUGUUGUUAUUUAUGUAGAGAUUAUAUUGUCAAUCAAAGUGGUAGUGAUGCUUAUGUGACACAAGGCUUUAAUAGUUGGAAUAAGACGGAGAGACUUAAGAGUCAUGUUGGUGAUAUUAAUAGUUUUCACAAUAGAGCACUUAAAAAUUGUGAAGAUCUAAUGAAACCAAAUCAAUCUAUUGGUGUUGCCCUUCAUAAGCAAGAUGAUAUUGUUAAGAAUGCGAAUCGAAUUAGAUUAAAUGCUACAAUUGAUGCUUGUAGAUAUUGCUUAAAAUGUGCAUUAGCAUUCCGUGGACAUGAUGAGAAGAAAACGUCUCUUUUUAAAGGUAACUUCUUGGAGUUAAUGGACUUAAUUUUAAGUCAAAACGAAGAGCUUCAUAAGUUGCCAAAAGCGGCGGGGAAUAAUCAAUAUUUGGCUCCAAGUAUUCAAAAAGAUAUUGCUACUUGCUUUGAAGUGGAAGUACUUAAAUCUAUUUUUAAAGAUAUUGGUGAUGAUGUUUUUGCAUUAUUAGUUGAUGAGUCUAGUGAUGUAUCAAAAAAAGAGCAAAUGGCAAUAGUUUUAAGAUAUGUUGAUACUCAUGGACUUGUUAAAGAGAGAUUUGUGGGUCUUGUUCAUGUAAUGGAAACUUCUUCUUCGUCUCUUAAAGCUUCCAUUGAUGAAUUUUUUGUUAAACAUAAUUUGAGUUUGAUGUAG
Messenger RNA from Erigeron canadensis, 945 nucleotides. RefSeq names its product zinc finger MYM-type protein 1-like. Bases 1 to 945 code for a protein of 314 amino acids. The transcript has a single exon. NCBI's taxonomy places the organism in Eukaryota, Viridiplantae, Streptophyta, Magnoliopsida, Asterales, Asteraceae. The record is from RefSeq and is a predicted model, not a curated record.